AUGGAGGGCGGCCGCAGCAAUUUUCCUGCUGCCCUGAUGCACUUGUUUUACUACCAGCAGGGCUUGUUCGCAGAAGAGGAGACAAGCUCCACCUGGAACUUGCUUGGCCAGGUGGUGUCGCCAACAACACCGCCACGGCAGCCCGUGGAGUCCCCCGGCGUCGAGGAAAUUCAGCUACCUCGUGGCGAAAGCGCUGAAGCAGGUGCCGCCGCUGAGGAGCCUGAAGAUCGCGAGAGCAGGCUGAGGUCACUUCGAAUGAGGCGUGCAGAGCUGGAAUCCAAACUGCAGGCAGGCGCGCUGCGUGCAGAGAACGAGGUCCUGGAAGAUCGCGUGAUGCGGGCUCAGGAGGAUUUCUUGGGCUUGCAAGCGGAGUUCAAGGCCAUGAAGGAGCAGCACAACGAACGCCUGGAUUCGCUUCGGCUGGCUUUGGAGGAGCAGCAGAAGGAUGCCGAGCAGGCGGACCGGCGCGUGGUCUGUGCUGAGGAUCUGGUGCGCUUUCACCAGGAGCAGAGGAGGAUGAUGGCGAGCCAUUGGAAGCAGCAGUGCCAGAUGAAGGACGAAAGGAUCCGAUACCUGAAUCUUCAGCUGACAGAGUACACGAUUGAUUGGCAGCAGCUGGGUGUCCAAAGACAAACAGAGGCAAGCCUGUCCCACGAGCACUACUGCCUGGAGGACCGUCAUCGACACCUCCUGCAGACCCAGCGGAGCCUGACAGCAGAAACCUCGAGGCUGGAGUCGCAGCUCCAAGAGGCGAAUGCCGAGGAAGCUCGCCUGACGGAGGCGCUGCGCCUCGCCGAGGUCAACCUCGGUGAAGGAUGCCAGCAAAGUCCUGGUUCUGAGGAGACUGCCGCCGAUGUGGCAGAGCCACGGGUGCAACGGUGGAAGGAGCUCGUAGAAGCACCGAAGUCCCAUCGGUGCAUCUGGCGAGACGAAUUGGAUGUCAGGGAAAGCCAGCUUGAGAAGAUCACGGCGCAGCUGGAGCGCACCGACACUGCGUUGAGGAGCGCCCAGGUGGCCUUGGCCACGCAGCGGGCGAAACAUCAGGAGAUGAAGACCCGCCAUGGCGAUGCGGAGUCCAAGCUUCGCGAGAGCGAGCGCCUCCGUGUCCAAAGCCAGCGCCGGUGCCAGGAGCUUGGCAGGGCAGAAGCUGCCAUGCUGCGGCUUCUCGAGGCCGUGGAAGCUCAUGGCCCAAAUGCUCCAUCAGGUCCCUCCACGCCGCAGACUCAGCCAAGCUUGAGCCUGCCCGAGUGA
Messenger RNA from Symbiodinium sp. CCMP2456, 1251 nucleotides. Lineage: Eukaryota; Dinophyceae; Suessiales; Symbiodiniaceae. The record is from the annotation of a GenBank genome assembly.